UCUUUGCUAGCCCUGGUCCCACCUCCACCAGGCAUCGCUCCGCCCCUCCGGGCCGCCUCCCCCGCCACAUGCCUAAGCCACGCCUCUGCUGUCAGGCCCCGCUCUUCUCUGAAGGCCCCGCCCCUCGGUCGGCCUGUUUUCCCCCUCCUGGUCUUCCGCUGAGACCGCCAAGGCUGCUACGGUGUUCGGAACUUGAGGUGAUGGGGCUUCCCGAGGAGCGGGGCCGGAGCGGCGGUGGGAGCGGGGUCCGGGAGGAGGCUGGAGCCCGGAGCCGGGCGCGGAGUUGGUCUCCGCCGCCCGAGGUCAGCCGUUCCGCGCACGUCCCCUCGCUGCAGCGCUACCGCGAGCUGCACAGGCGCUCCUUGGAGGAGCCGAGAGAGUUUUGGGGAGACAUUGCCAAGGAAUUUUACUGGAAGACCCCAUGUCCUGGUCCAUUCCUCCAGUACAACUUUGAUAUGACUAAAGGGAAAAUCUUUAUUGAGUGGAUGAAAGGAGCAACUACCAACGUCUGCUACAAUGUACUGGAUCGAAUUGUCUACGAGAAAAAACUUGGCGAUAAAGUUGCUUUUUACUGGGAGGGCAAUGAGCCAGAGGAGACCACCCAGAUCACAUACCGUGAGCUUCUGGUCCAAGUGUGUCAUUUCAGCAAUGUUCUCCGAAAACAGGGCAUUUGCAAGGGCGACCGAGUGGCCAUCUACAUGCCCAUGAUACCGGAGCUCGUGGUGGCCAUGCUGGCGUGUGCCCGCCUUGGGGCUCUGCACUCCAUUGUGUUUGCGGGCUUCUCUUCAGAGUCUCUUUGUGAACGGAUCCUGGAUUCCAGCUGCAGCCUUCUCAUCACUACAGAUGCCUUCUACAGGGGGGAAAAGCUUGUGAACCUGAAGGAGCUGGCUGACGAGGCCCUGGAGAAGUGUCGGGAGAAGGGUUUCCCAGUGAGAUGCUGCAUUGUGGUCAAGCACCUGGGGCGGGCAGAACUGGGCACAGGUGACUCUCCCAGCCAGUCCCCCCCGAUUAAGAGGCCAUGCCCGGAUGUGCAGGGUAAGCUGAAAGAGAAACCCAAGCGCAUCUGGCCCCAGAUCUCCUGGAAUGAGGGGGUUGACAUGUGGUGGCAUGAACUCAUGCAAGAGGCAGGGGAUGAGUGUGAGCCUGAGUGGUGUGAUGCUGAAGACCCACUCUUCAUCCUAUAUACUAGUGGCUCCACAGGCAAACCCAAGGGUGUGGUACACACAGUUGGGGGCUACAUGCUCUAUGUGGCCACAACCUUCAAGUAUGUGUUUGACUUCCAUGCGGAGGAUGUGUUCUGGUGCACAGCAGACAUUGGCUGGAUCACUGGCCAUUCCUAUGUCACCUAUGGGCCACUGGCCAACGGUGCCACCAGUGUUUUGUUUGAGGGGAUUCCCACAUACCCGGACAUGAGCCGCCUAUGGAGUAUUGUGGACAAGUACAAGGUGACCAAGUUCUACACAGCACCUACAGCUAUCCGCCUGCUCAUGAAGUUUGGAGAUGAGCCUGUUACCAGGCAUAGCCGGGCAUCCUUACAGGUGCUAGGCACAGUGGGCGAACCCAUCAACCCUGAGGCCUGGCUGUGGUACCACCGGGUGGUAGGUGCCCAGCGCUGCCCCAUUGUGGACACCUUCUGGCAGACAGAGACAGGUGGCCAUAUGCUGACCCCUCUCCCUGGUGCCACACCCAUGAAGCCUGGUUCUGCUACCUUCCCAUUCUUUGGUGUAGCUCCUGCAGUCCUGAAUGAGUCUGGGGAAGAGUUGGAAGGUGAAGCUGAAGGUUAUCUGGUGUUCAAGCAGCCCUGGCCAGGGAUCAUGCGCACAGUCUAUGGGAACCAUGAACGCUUUGAGACCACCUACUUUAAGAAGUUUCCCGGGUACUAUGUGACAGGAGAUGGCUGCCGGCGGGAUCAGGAUGGCUAUUACUGGAUCACUGGCAGGAUUGAUGACAUGCUGAACGUAUCUGGACACCUGCUGAGCACGGCAGAGGUAGAGUCAGCACUUGUGGAACAUGAGGCUGUCGCAGAGGCAGCCGUGGUUGGCCACCCUCAUCCUGUGAAGGGCGAAUGCCUCUACUGUUUUGUCACCCUGUGCGAUGGCCACACCUUCAGCUCCACCCUCACUGAGGAGCUCAAGAAACAGAUUAGAGAAAAGAUUGGCCCCAUUGCCACACCGGAUUACAUCCAGAAUGCACCCAGCUUGCCUAAAACCCGCUCAGGUAUGUCCAGAGGCCUUGAGGGAUUGGGACUGGAUUUGCCAAGGCCCAGUGGUGGUGGAGUGUGUGUGGAUGGAAGUGUUCGGCAGGGCUGGAAUGGGUCAGUGUUGUCACCAGGUAACCAGAAGCCUGUGGUCCCCCAGGGAAAAUCAUGAGGCGGGUGCUUCGGAAGAUCGCUCAGAAUGACCACGACCUGGGGGAUGUGUCCACCGUGGCUGACCCAUCCGUCAUCACCCAGCUCUUCAACCACCGUUGCCUGACCAUCCAGUGAACAGGACCCUGCCCAUUACCCAGGAUUCCCCCUGCUUGGCUUUCCAAAGUUUUGCCCACCCUCCCUGCCCCCAUCCAGGAGUACUCAGGGCCUGUGCUGACCCACACCACCUCCCCGACGAGCUGUCUGGAACUGAGGACUAGCUUUGCCUCUGGGUGCAGGCAACUUCCUGCGACCACCAGGCAGAUGGGACAGGGCCCAGGUCAACCUCAGGCUGCUGUGCCCCUAGACUGCAAAGAGCCAUUAGCGCCCAGAACAGCGACCUGAAGGUCAUAUCUCAAACCCAAGUUAAGUGUUCAGUGGGCAAGUGAGGGCAUAGACUGAAGCAGGGAAGCAACUCUGUAAUGCUAUGUCAGCUGUCUCAGGAAGCAUCAGUACUUAUUUUGGGCAUGCACUUGCCCUUAGAAAUGCCUGUUUGUGAGUCCUGGAACAAUUGAUUAUUAUUUUUUAAACACUUUGCUGCUUCUGUUAUGGGUCUGAAUUCCCUUUUGUGCUAGAUGGCUUGUCUGCCAUUUGUUCCAGAGGCUGUGCAGGCAGGCUCAGUUUCCAGAGGGUUUUCAGAUCAUUUGUGUCUUAGCAGGAGUAAAUGUGUUAUGUUCCUAGGACCAGAGGAGCUUGAUUUUCUUGUCCUCUUUUCCCACCCUCCCCUGAACAGAGUCUUGCCCAUGGGAGACUCUCAGAUGAAGCUCUCUUUUCUUGCCUGUUGUACUCAAGCGCUGUGGUUGUAGGAAUAAAGUCUGUGACCUCAAGAA
Messenger RNA from Globicephala melas (long-finned pilot whale), 3237 nucleotides. It is a transcript of the gene ACSS2, whose product is annotated as acyl-CoA synthetase short chain family member 2. NCBI's taxonomy places the organism in Eukaryota, Metazoa, Chordata, Mammalia, Artiodactyla, Delphinidae. Gene Ontology annotation, biological process: acetyl-CoA biosynthetic process. The record is from RefSeq and is a predicted model, not a curated record. Gene Ontology annotation, molecular function: acetyl-CoA synthetase activity. Gene Ontology annotation, cellular component: cytoplasm.